GAAAGCGACUUUUCUCUCCGAAACAAUAUGGCUGCGCCCUGCAUCGAUUGAUAGUCUCAGGGAGUGUAUAAUAUGAGUACCGUAAACUUAUAACUUACGAACCGCUUCAGUGGACACCAAAUUUAGGGAUUGCAUGUGGCAAUAUUAUGCACAUUAAGGUUGUUGUCCUGCGAAAAGGUGUAUCAGUCAACAUGAGAGGCGCUACUCUCCUCAAUAUGAGGACAUCUUCAAUAACGGAGCUUAGGUCAUUUCCCUUCUUGUGCAGGAAAGUGUCAAACAACCCCCAUCAGCAUGGCUCACAGAACGGGACACAAACAUCACCCGAGACCAAAGACCAACUCAUUGAGAAUGAGCCCACGGAGGAAGAGCAACGGAGACCCAAAAGGAAACCGAGCGAGAGUUCUGUGCUGCUCUUCCCCGGGCAGGGGAGUCAGUUCGUGGGUAUGGGUCGCGGGCUUCUGAAAUACAGAAACGUCAAGGACAUGUUUGCCGUCGCGCAGAAGAUACUGGGCUACGACUUGCUGUCUAUGUGCCUAGAUGGACCAGAGGAGGAAUUGAUGAAGACAGUCCACUGUCAGCCCGCCGUGUUUGUCACAUCACUGGCGGCUGUGGAGAGGCUGAACCACGAAAACCCAGCGGCCAUUGAGAAUUGUGUGGCUGCUGCAGGAUUUAGUGUGGGAGAGUUUGCAGCCCUGGUGUUUUCUGGUGCCAUGGAUUUCACAGAAGCCCUGUAUGCGGUGAAGGUGCGGGCAGAGGCCAUGCAGAAAGCGUCAGAGCUGAUCCCUAGCGGCAUGCUGUCGGUAAUGGGACGGCCCCAGGCUAAGUACAAAUAUGCCUGUUUGCAAGCCAGAGAGCACUGCCUUAGCCUGGGCAUCAAGGAGCCCGUCUGCAGCGUGGCCAACUACCUUUUCCCCGACGGGAGAGUCAUCGCUGGCCACAAAGAGGCACUGGACUUCCUACAACAGAACUCGAGGAAACUUCACUUCCUGCGUGCGCGGCCGCUCCCGGUGAGUGGGGCCUUCCACACGGCGCUGAUGGAGUCUGCCACCGAGCCCCUGAGAGAUGUCCUCAGACAGGUGGAGGUACGUCGGCCCGAGAUCAACGUGUACUCCAACGUGGACGCCAAGCGCUACAUGCAUGAGGGCCACGUGCGCAGGCAGCUGGCCAAGCAGCUGGUGUCACCAGUGAAGUGGGAGCAGACCCUCCACGAGGUGUUCGAGAGGACCCAGGGUCAGAGCUUCCCCCACACCUAUGAGGUGGGCCCCGGGAAGCAGCUGGGGGCCAUGCUGCAGAAGUGCAACAUGAAGGCCUACAAGAGCUACACACACGUGGACGUCACCACCCACGAUGACUGAGAGGAUUAUGGUCUGAGGAGUAAGACCGGACUCAUGGAUUUGUGGAGAGACUCGUAUCAAUACAGUACAGUCUACAUACUGUACAGUAUACACCCAUUGACAAUCACCCAUGUCGUGUCUUUGGCAUCAUUAAAGUGAAGACUAAUUUUAUCAAA
Messenger RNA from Oncorhynchus nerka (sockeye salmon), 1510 nucleotides. It is a transcript of the gene mcat, whose product is annotated as malonyl CoA:ACP acyltransferase (mitochondrial). The transcript is spliced from 5 exons. Bases 147 to 1355 code for a protein of 402 amino acids. The record is from RefSeq and is a predicted model, not a curated record. Gene Ontology annotation, molecular function: transferase activity. Lineage: Eukaryota; Metazoa; Chordata; Actinopteri; Salmoniformes; Salmonidae.